AUGGACGGACCUGACACCCUUCGCCCGCCCCGUCCCUUGCGCUCCGUCCCCGCCGUCCCCGACUUCCCCCAGCUCAACACCACUGAUCUCCUCUCCUCUCCCGAACUCGAUGACGCCCCCUUCGCCACUCCGCUCGCCUCUCCGCUCGCCGAAUCUCCCAUCCAGGACGCACCGCCCGACGACGAAUCUCUCUCUGCUGCCGCGGCCAUUCCCCUCCCCGCUACGCCGACGUUCAACACCGAGCUCACCCCCACACGCGCGCACUAUCUCAAGAAGGAGCUCAUCCAUCUCGAGUUCCGGCGGGAGCUUGACGCACUCGUCACUGCGCCUACAAACAAUAUUUCCACCUUCUCCUACCUUGGCAAACCAUUUACCCACCACCGAAAGAUGCGCCCCAUCUCGACCUCCCCCUUCCUUGCCUCUCUUCUCUCCCGCAAUCUCUCCCCCACCUCCGUCCUCGACGAUAAUCCUGAAGACUCCGAAGAGGCCGCCCGCCAUCGAAUGCUCAUCCGGGUGGAGCGCAACCUGGCCAUGUUGCUCACAAGCGCGACCAAGCUCAUCGAGGGCGAGGAGGUCGUUCGUCUCACCCAAGCCGAUCUAAAUCGUCUCGAGGCUCUGGCGAAGAAGCGUUUGGCUCGGGAGAGGAAGCUCAAGGAUAGCUUCGAUGAAUUCAUCAUCCGCACUCGCCGCAGAGCACAACCAGAUGUCUUCGUUUCUCGCCGUUAUGGCGACUUUAGGACUCUUGCUGACGAGCUACACAAACAUUACCCCGACGAAGUCAUUCCUCAGCCUCCUGCGAAGGACCGCAGCUUCGUCAAUGUCACCGUUUCCUCCAUACCAUCUACGCCGGCGUAUCCCACCGGAUAUCCGUCACCACCGCCUACCGCAUCAACUGCCUCCCACCUACCACCACCAUCACCAUUAUCGCAGUCUCGGUUCAGACCACCACCCCCGGGCAGUCCACAUGCGCCACAGCUGGGACGCAGUAACACAAAGGGGACUGUUCGGCAGAGGAUGGUCGGCGACUUCUACGACACCGACCACAACUCCAGCAGCGAUUCUUUCAGUGUAGGCUCACCCACCAGCCCUUUCUUCGGUAACGGUACAAACGGUACUAAUGGUGGCAUGGCACAACAAGCAGCACGACUGUCGAGAGAGAAGAACAGGCUGACAUUGCGGUCGUACCUUCACACCCUACUCUCGUCUUCCACUUUCUCGUCCUCCCCCGUGUUGAAGUCAUUCCUGCUCAGCGGCCCGACGAGACUGUCUGAGGAGGAAUUGGCCGACGCUAAAAGACGCGAGGAAGCCGACAGGAUGAGGGAAGAUGGACGCAUGCGCUUUGCCAAGGAGAUAACCGCCCGUGUAGACAGUCUGCGAGACACCGUACGCGGUGUUAAGGGCGAGCUCAUGGGACGAGAUGGACUGACACACAUAUUCGCUACGAUCAAGGAGAACCCAGACGUUCGUAACCUUCCUCCAAGCUACCAAGCCGUUCUUGAGUGGGCGCGAAUCUCCAACCCAAUGGCCAUGAUUCGCGGUGUUCUUGAUCUGUUUCUUGCACAGCCGUUCGGCGGCCGCAGCUUGUUGCAGCGCAUGUUCACGGGAUCACUCAUGGAAGAAGUCCGUGCUCUGCAAGAGGACAUUGAAGCCGUCAAGGAAAAGGUUGAGGACCCCGUCAUGUGUGAGAAGGUCCGUCUGUACGUCUAUGCGCCCCGAGAGAUCCAAGCUGUAUACAAGCCGAUGCAGCUGCUGAGAACAUGCAUGUUAUCGCCGUUGUUCUGCGAGCGGGAGACCAUCCGCCACUCUCGCGGGCACAACUUCAACGCGUCAUAUUCCGAUGAUGACGAAGGUCCGCAAGACGAGGAGGCCUGGUUAUUUGAGGAUUUGAGUCUUCUCGCAAAGCUGUAUGCACGCCUCAAGGAUCGCGAACAGUUAAUUGAGCUCAUCUUCGAGGGUACGACCGCCGAUUUGUUGAAGGACAUCAUCACUAUCUUCUAUGCCCCACUCGCCCAAGUCUACCGCGCCGCAAGCAUCGCCGACUCCUUGGGGGACAUGCAGAACUUCAUGAACGACCUCAUACGGACCGUGGAGCAAUCAGAAGAAUACCGACCCGCGAAGACGGUGCAAACCUUCAUUGAUCUGAUCCAACGCCACGAACAAUCGUUCUACAGUUUCGUUCACAAGGUCCACUCCAAGGGUGAAGGUCUAUUCACGAACCUGAUGCGGUGGAUCGAGCUCUUCCUCAAUCUUAUGCGCGAUGGCAUCGGAGACCGUAUAUCGCUGGAAUUUCUCCUUCCACACGCCGGCAACGAGCGCGAGACUGUGCUGAAGGAGGUCGACGAGAUCGCGUUAUACCACUACAAACUGAAGGUCGCUUAUGAGGCCAAGCUCCGUAGGCGAUUUGGCCGCACGCAAGGCAUGAACGACGCCGACGCUGAGGACGAGGCUACUGCCCAGCUCGUCAAUGGUGUCGUUCGGGACCUCAGCUUCGGGGAUGUGGUAGAGGGCGACGCCGAAGACCUAGCAGCGCAGGACGCCGACGACGACGACGACGACUCCAGUGACGAGUACGAAACGAGCUCCGGCUCAGGCACUCGGGUCUGGAUCGGAGCCGACAGCGACUCUGGCGAUGACGAUGACAGUGACGGUGGCGAGACCGAGCGCGACGCGACACCUCAUCCCGAACACCGACCCUCCGCUCCGCACACCCGCUCCAACACCAUCGGUCACUCACCUGUCUCCCCGAAGCCUUCGCGAUCCCCCCACAAUCUCCCCGAUAUCGCCUCGCACACGGCCACGCACCCUCGCCAUCGCGCCUGA
Molecule: messenger RNA, 2820 nt
Organism: Epithele typhae
Lineage: Eukaryota; Fungi; Basidiomycota; Agaricomycetes; Polyporales; Epitheliaceae
Exons: 9
Coding region: 1-2820 (939 amino acids)
Molecular function (GO): phosphatidylinositol binding
Source: RefSeq, a predicted model, not a curated record